AUUGUGCUUGUGUUGCAGCUGAUUUUUGAUAUUUAAAUUAUAACAAAGCAACAAUGUCUUCAUUUGGGUAUCUGAAAGAGUUUGUGAACGAGCGACUAACUGCUGCUGCGGAGGAAAUAUUCGGCGUUUUUCACCAAACUAUCGUUCAUUAUGAAGGAGAGCUGGAGCGUCAGCGCAGGCUGCUGGAUGUCGUCUGGAGUCCUGAAAUAAAGUUACGCAGGAUAGAGCUCCCACAGCAACAUGUGUGCAAGGAGGCCGAGGAUCUCACUGAUCAGCAGCUCUGCAUCCAGAGGAGUCCAGAACCUCCACAGACUAAAGAGGAGCAGGAAGAAGUGUGCACCAGUCAGGAGGGAGAGCAGCUGGUACUGAAGCAGGAGACUGAUGCCUUUCUGCUGACUCCUACUCAUGAAGAAAGUGAAGAUCAGACUCUGAACUUCCAUCCUGAAGACACUGAAGAGUGUGCAAACACACCAGUUAUAAGCCGAGAUCAGACAGAAGACAAGCAGGGAGACUCAGAAUUAACCACAGAUGCAGUGCUAACACCACAGGAGAGACAUCCCGAAAGCAAAAGUCACACUGAUAAUGUCCACAAGCCGACCAUGACGAAGACUGUCAUGGCCAAAAAACUGAUCCAAUGUGUCACUUGUGGAAAAGCUUUUAAAUUUAAGUGCCAUUUGAAGAGACACCUGAUCAUACACGCAGAGACAAUCCCGCCAUCCAUGAAGACUUUAAAAUGUGACACGUGUGGGAAAAUUUUUAUCUUUCAGUCAGACUUGGACUUGCACCAGAGGAGUCACUCAGGGGAGAAGCCAUACCUGUGCACCAUUUGUGGGACUGGAUUCAGUCAGAAAUCAGCAUUAAAGACACACACAAGGAUUCACACAGGAGAAAAGCCGUAUUUGUGCAACACGUGCGGGAAAAGAUUCAGUCAGGCGUGGACAUGGCACGUACAUCAAAGAACUCACACAGGAGAGAAGCCGUAUUUGUGCAACACGUGCGGAAAAAGAUUCAUCCAGAUGUCGGCACUGCAGAGUCAUAACAGAAUUCAUACAGGAGAGAAACCGUAUUUGUGCAAAACAUGUGGGAAAGCUUUCAGGCAUAGUUAUGGUCUGAAAUCCCACAUGAGAAUACACUCAGGAGAGAAACCGCACACCUGCAAAAAUGUGGGAGAGCGUGCCGACUCAGCAGUGCCAUGACGCAUCACAUGAGGACAAUACACAACAGCUGAAAGGUGGGAACUUUGCAAAAUCUGCACAAAAAUGAACUUUUAUGUGUCUGAUUUGGUAAGGCACCUGUGGGACCAGAUUUAGUCAGAAAUCAUCAUUAAACAUGCACGUAAGGAUUCACACAGGAGAGAAGCAGUAUUUGUGAAACACAUGCAGGAAAAAGAUUCAGUAAGACGUCGGCAUUGCACAUUCAUAAAAUAAUUCAUACAGGAGAGAAACCGUAUGCACGCAAUACGUGUGGGAAAGCUUUCAGGCUAAGCAGUGAUUUGUCAGUCUACAUGAGAAUCCACACAGGAGAGAAACCAUACACCUGCAGAACAUGUAGGAGAUCAUUUAGACUUUGCGGUGCCCUGAUGGAUCACAUUAAGAGGAUACACAACAGCAGAAAGGCUGGAACUUUGCAAAAUCUGCGCAAAAGUGAACUUUUAUGUGUCUGAUUUGGCAAGGCAUCUGUGGGACUGGAUUUAGUCAGAAAUCAUCAUUUCACAUGCACAUAAGGAUUCACACAGAGAAGAAGCUGUAUUUGUGCAUCACGUGCAGGAGAAGAUUCAGCCAGGUAACACAAAACAGAUAGCACAAUUCAUACAGGAGAGACACUGUACAUGAGCAAAGCAUGCGGAAAAGCUUUCGAGCUUAGUAGUGAUCUGCCCGUCCACGUGAGAAUCUGAUGUCAUUAUCUUAAUAUGAAGUUUUGCUUUUUAUGAUUGUAUUAUUUAUAUUAAAUCCAUGA
Molecule: messenger RNA, 1956 nt
Organism: Plectropomus leopardus (leopard coralgrouper)
Lineage: Eukaryota; Metazoa; Chordata; Actinopteri; Perciformes; Serranidae
Biological process (GO): regulation of transcription by RNA polymerase II; embryo development
Cellular component (GO): nucleus
Molecular function (GO): RNA polymerase II transcription regulatory region sequence-specific DNA binding; DNA-binding transcription factor activity, RNA polymerase II-specific
Source: RefSeq, a predicted model, not a curated record